Messenger RNA from Echinostoma caproni, 402 nucleotides. Lineage: Eukaryota; Metazoa; Platyhelminthes; Trematoda; Plagiorchiida; Echinostomatidae. The record is from the annotation of a GenBank genome assembly.
AUGGAGAAUGGCGGUGUCUCCCCUGUUUCUCAAACAGAGGCGGGUGAUAAAGAGAAGGUUGAUGUGAUCAAUGAAGAGAAAUCGCUACUAGAGGCUGAGCUUGCACAGGUCGAAGAAGACAUUCAAACACUCAGAGAAACUCUUGCAGUGAAAAUACGUCGUUCUAAUGAACUCAAAAAGCGUUUGGGUUACACCACACUUUCCACCAUACAACAUGAUCUCGUGGAGGGACUCCAUAAGCUAGAAGACACAGAAGCAUACAUUAAAACUAGUGAAUUUCUCGGUAAAGCCAAGGACAAAACAGUUUUAGCUGCACAAGAAGCAAAGGAGAAGGUGGAAUCUACCUUCAGCGCCAUAAAACAAGUUGUUACCUGUGCCUCUGUGUUUCGUGCCGAUUUUUAA